UUUUGCCAUUUAUUUCGAAACAAGAAUCUUCUUUUACUGUAUUUCUAAAGAAUUUCAAAGAAAAUUCCUUAUAAAUAUGAUACAUUCUUAAAUAACUUUUGUUCAUUGAAUUUGCUGAAGUAAAGUGACCUCUUUCCCGCGCUAAGUAUCCAGCGCGACUUUCGGCAGCUAGCACAUCGGGCUAACGUAACGUUACUGUCGCAAAACCAGAGUGUCGUGAUUUCUGGCCGCCCCCCUUGAACAUGGCGGCGGAGCUGCACCCGCGGAGCGGAAAGCUGAUCGGCCUCUCCAACUCGAACCGAACCGCCCGGCGAAACCAGCCAGUCCAAGAGUUCAACCACGGGCUCGUGCUCAGCAAGGAGCCGCUGAGGGACCGGGAUGUCUUCACCGUCCGGAUCGACAAGAAGGUGAACUCAUGGAGCGGUUCCAUUGAGAUCGGGGUGACAGCUCUGGACCCCGCCGCGCUGGACUUCCCCAGCAGCGCCACGGGCCUGAAGGGUGGCUCCUGGAUCGUGUCGGGCUGCUCUGUGCUCCGUGACGGCCGCUCCGUCCUGGAGGAGUACGGCCGCGACCUCGACCAGCUGGCGGAGGGCGACCGCGUGGGCAUUCAGCGCAACUCCCGGGGAGAGCUCCACCUCUGGGUGAACGGGCAGGACUGCGGCGCGGCCGCCAGCGGCCUGCCGCCUAGACUCUGGGCGGUGGUGGACCUGUACGGGAAGUGCACCCAGGUGACGGUGGUGAGCUGCGAGCCGCCUCCUGCAGAGAUGGAGAGAGAAACAAUAGAGCGAGAUGAGGAGGAGAAAGAAGAGGAGGAGGAGGAGGCGGAGGAGGAGUUGGUGGUGUGUGGUGCUCGGGAGAAUGGGGGGAUCGCAGCACUGAUGAAUGUGGCAGCAUUGAAUGAAGUGAUGAACGGAGAUGAAGUGCCUGAGCUGACCUGUAACCACAACAGACCAGACAAGUUCCCCAACAACCUGGAGCCCGACACAGUUCUCACAGAGCACCAGCUCUUCGACGUCUUCAACAAUGCAAUAGUAUCGUUUUAUCGCUCUGAAGAUGAGGGCGGAGGGGUAGAUGGGGGAGGAGGUGGGACAGGAGGAGGAGGAGGAGGUGUCGAGGGGGGAGGAGGAGGAAACGCAGGAUCCGAUUCCUCUUCCAGAGGCGACAGAGGGAGCAGCGGUGGAGGAGGCACGACACACAGUGACAGUGGGGGAGCUGCAGCAGCAGGAGGAGGAGACGGGAGCUCAAACAGCCCCGUCGGCAAUGGAGGGGCGGGGCUUGGAGCCGUGACAGGGAUGACCACCAAUGAUGCGUUGCUGUUCCACGAGAAGUGCGGCACCCUGAUCAAACUGAGCAACAACAACAAAACGGCGGAGAGGCGGAGACCGCUGGACGAGUUCAACAACGGCGUGGUGAUGACCAACCGGCCGCUGCGACACAACGAGAUGUUCGAGAUCCGCAUCGAUAAGCUGGUGGACAAAUGGUCGGGGUCGAUCGAGAUCGGUGUGACCACGCACAACCCCAACAACCUGGACUAUCCCGCAACUAUGACCAAUCUGCGCUCAGGUACAAUCAUGAUGAGUGGCUGUGGGAUUCUGACCAACGGGAAAGGAACCCGCAGAGAAUACUGUGAAUUCAGCCUAGACGAACUCCAGGAGGGCGAUCACAUAGGAUUGAUGCGUAAAGCCAGCGGCGCGCUGCAUUUCUACAUAAACGGCAUCGAUCAAGGUGUGGCUGCAGCUCAGACUCCGGCGGUGGUUUAUGGAGUGGUGGACCUCUACGGCAUGGCUGUCAAAGUCACUAUAGUCCACAACCACAACCACAGCGACCGCCUCAGGCGCAACAACGCCAUCAUGCGGGCUCUGUCGCCAGACGUGGGGCGAUCCCGGCCCGGCUUGUCGCUCACUCCGGACGCCGAGGCGCCCGACCGUCUCCUCUUUCACUCCAACUGUGGCCAGAAGGCCGCCAUCAUCUGCGAGGGCCGGACCGCGUUACGGCCGCAUGCGACCGACGAUUUUAACCACGGCGUGGUUCUGAGCAGUCGGCCGCUGCGCUCCAACGAAGUGUUCCAGGUGCGGAUUGACAAAAUGGUCGACAAGUGGGCGGGCUCCAUUGAAAUUGGAGUCACAACGCACAACCCCGCCUACCUGCAACUGCCCUCCACCAUGACCAAUCUACGCUCAGGGACGUGGAUGAUGACGGGGAACGGCGUGAUGCACAACGGGACGACCAUUUUAGACGAAUAUGGGCACAACCUGGAUCGACUCAAAGCAGGCGACACAGUCGGCGUCGUUCGGAAAGAAGACGGCAGCCUCCAUUUUUUCGUGAAUGGCGUGGCGCAGGGCCCCGCUGCCUGGAACGUGCCACCCAGCGUCUACGCUGUGGUUGACCUCUACGGUCAGGCGGCGCAGGCCACCAUCAUGGACGACAUGGACCUCCCCCCUCUGCCGGAGGACAGCUCCGAGGGCCCCACAGCCAUGUCCCCUGGCAGUCCCUGCUCAGUAGCUGGAGCCACAGCAACCAACGACCUGCGCUUCCACCACCUCCACGGCACCAACGCCGUCAUCACCAACGGCGGGCGCACCGCGCUGCGUCAGAACUGCCGCAGCGAGUUCAACGACGCGAUUGUUAUUUCCAACAGGUGCCUUCGAGAUGGAGAGCUGUUUGAAAUCGUCAUCCAGAAGAUGGUGGACCGCUGGUCAGGUUCAAUAGAAGCAGGAGUAACGGCCAUAAGGCCAGAGGAGCUGGAGUUUCCAAACACUAUGACUGAUAUCGAUUACGAUACUUGGAUGUUGAGUGGAACAGCCAUCAUGCAGGAUGGGAACACAAUGCGCAACAACUAUGGAUGUGAUUUGGACUCCCUAACUACGGGCUCUAGGAUAGGCAUGAUGCGCUCGUCCAGUGGCAACCUCCAUUAUUACAUAAACGGCGUGGAUCAAGGAGUCGCCUGCUCGGGUCUACCUCCAGAGGUGUACGCCGUGAUCGACCUAUACGGUCAGUGUGUUCAGGUGGCCAUCACCAACUCCUCCGGCCCGCUGGACAACAGCCUGUGUACCAGCAACAUCACAGAAAAGAGCUUCCCUAUCCACUCUCCAGUAGCAGGCGUCGCCCAUCGGCUGCACAGUAAACACGGUAAAAACGUGGUGCUGCUCGGCGAGGGCUGCCAGGCCGUCAGAGUGGGCGGGUACUCUCACGGCAUCGUGUUCAGCGGGAAGGAGCUCAAAGCCGACGAGUUAUUUGAGGUCAGGAUCGAUGAGGUGGACGAGCAGUGGUGCGGUUCGCUGCACAUCGGUCUGACCACGCUGGCCCCCCCGGAGCUGCCGUCCUGCCCGCUGUCGGGUCUCUCCCCUUCCCUCCCCCAGCUCCGCACCAAGGUUACCUGGCUGCUUUACGGAUCCGAGGUCCGUCGCAACGGCGUCCUGCAGCGCCAGAACUACUGCUAUUCGCUGGACCGGUUGAUGGUCGGGAACCGUGUGGGCGUGAAGAGAUGCAACGACGACACCAUGCACAUCUUCAUCAACGGGGAGGACAUGGGUCCUGCUGCUACUGCAGUGGCCAAGAACGUGUACGCUGUGUUGGACUUGUACGGGCGGAUAACGGCGGUUUCCAUCGUCAGUUCUUCGCUGGCGGAGGACACGGAAAGCGUCAAGGCGCCCUCGCUUUCUUCGGACAGCUGCAGCGAAGGCGAGGAAGACGGUACUCCUGUGAGAGAGGUGGAGAGAGAGUCGUGCGCUCCGGCGCCCACAAGCAUGGCCUUCCUGGAAAACCACGGCAAAAACAUCCAGCUUUCUAAUCAGAACCUGACAGCAGCCAGAGUAUCCAGCUACAACCAGGGGCUGCUUGUCACCGCCCAGCCGCUGGCCCGUCAGCUGCUGUUCCAGUUUCAGAUCGACCGUCUGAAUCCCUCGUGGACGUCAUCGCUGUCGUUAGGGGUGAUCGGCCACUCCCCCGACAGGCUGAACUUCCCCUCCACGGCGUGCUGUCUAAAACGCUCCGCCUGGCUGCUGCAGCGGGACUCCGUCUUCCACAACUCGCUGAAGAUAUGUGAGAACUACGGUCCAAACCUUGAUACUUGUCCGGAGGGGACGGUGUUGGGUCUGCUGGUGGAUGCCAACAGCUGCCUCCACCUCUACGUCAACGGCAUGGACCAGGGCGUGGCCGCACAGGACAUCCCCUCCCCCUGCUACCCCUUCAUCGACCUCUACGGCCAGUGUGAGCAGGUUACCAUAGUAACGAACAGUGUGUCAGCUGUGGGCGCUGAAAGCGGGGAGACUAGGUGUCAGGGCGAUAUGGAAAAGGCAGACAUGGUUGACGGAAUCAAAGAGAGCGUGUGCUGGACACCCCCUCCAGAGGUCAACCCCAACAAGACCUGCGAGUACCAGGCGCUGUGUUCCCGCUUCAAGGACCUGCUGACGUUACCAGACAGUUACUUCAGCGAAGACGGAAAGUACAACCUGUGCUACUGCGAGUCCUGCCACAAGCUCCGGGGCGACGAGGCGUAUUACAAAAGAGGAGAGCCGCCCCGGGACUACGCCCUGCCGUUCGGAUGGUGCCGCUUUGCUCUCAGGAUAAAGUCCCACUGUGACGUUUCUAAUGCACUCAAGAAGUGGCACAUCGCAUAUCACGGCACCAGCGUCGGAGCCCUGCGCCGCACACUGGACCACAGCCAGCUGCUGCCCGGGUCGUCGUCCGUGUUCUCGGUGUCUCCGGCGAAGGCGGAGGGGCCCAUCGACUACGGCGAACCGGAGGAGAACAGCGCCCCGGGCAGGGAGGUACCCAGAGUGCGGCUUUCCCCCACCAUGCGCUACUCGGGUUUGGAGACCUUUGCUCCUAAAGUGCAAUUUCGGGACCCCCGUUCUCACCGCUGUCACCAGGCCCAAGUGGGAUUCCAGGUGUGCGUGCGUCCGGGCUCCUACAAGGUGGGACCUCAUUCGCUCAGCAACGGCGAGCCGCUGGAUCCUCGCUUCAGUAACUCAGAGAUAGAGUGGAUCACGAAGGAGCAGGGCGGCACACUCCUCUACGGGCUGCUCAUCAGGAUCGAGUGAACCGCCGGCGCUUGGGUGGAGCGGCCCGGCCCGCUCAGCACCUCCAGGAACUUUUGAUAAACGGAAAACCAAAUCCAACCCACACCCUGAGGGACAGACUCACCUGGAAUCCAGCUGGUCCCAUUUAAGGAUUGUUGACAAUUUGGGGUUGUUUUGUUUCUUUUGGUUGUUCUCGGGUUCUUGCUGUUGCCGGGAGCUACAGCGGCUUCAAAGAACAAACACACACACACACACUGCCUGCACUUUAUGUUUUGGACAUUCAUGGGAGUCCCCCCCCCCCCCCCCCCUCCAGCCCUCUUCUCACCUUCAUCAGUGUCUGUAUUUUUAUUUUUAUGUUUAGCAUUUUUAUGUUUCGCCACCUCUGCUUCGGUCAGUGUUUGUUUCAUGGUCAGAUAAGUUACCACACCCGUCUGCACGUCACCAAACGAACACUUGAAACGACUCAAAUGUGACUUAAAUGGGGGGAGGAGGGGGGGGGGGUUAUGAUGAUGACAAAUCUUACCAUGAACCUUACAGUGUUCUGAUUGUGACUUUUAGAGGGGAUCUUUGAAAACUGGAGUGGAAAAGAGAUGUUUACACGCAUAGCACUGUAUGUUGCUGUUGUCACGCCUCCACAUGAACAGCAGCCUCACCUGGCAAACAGAAACCCUUCUUUGAGCUUUAAUACAGGCUCAACUGGAGGAAAUGUUGUUUUUUUUUUAUAAACAUCACAACGAAUUUCUUGGUAAGUUAUUUUAACUGACUUUUUUUUUUUUUUUGCUUCGACCAGGCCGUUAGUUAAAGAUUUUUAUGCAUUUUUUUCCAAGUUCCAACUACUCUUCCAAAAAGUUAAAUGAUUAUCAAUCUAAAAUAAUGUUUGCAAUAGUUUACAUAAAUUCCCUUUAAAUAGAAUUUGACUCUCCUUUAACACACAGACACAAAAAAUAUUUUUAAGGAAAACUUAAAGCAAAAAAGUUCUAAUAAGUUUGUAGUUUACGUAUUAAAUUGUUUCACUUUAAAGUGACUAAAUACAACAAACAAUUUUGCUUUUUUUUUUUAAUCAACACCCAUUUAGAUGUAAGCAGGUUGCCUAGCAACUGACGUAAGAGUCAGCUACAGCGAUUUAAAAAAAAAAGAAGCGUACUUAAAUGACCCCAAUUUUUCAUUUAUUUCUCGUAAUAACUGAAAAUAUAGAACGAUGCAUCUUUCCUUCCAGAUUUGACUAUACAGACCCUUUAUAAAAAAAAAUAUAGAUAUUACUUACCCCCCCCCCCCCCCCAAAAAAAAAUCUUUUUUUUCUCUCCAGAUGUCAGCGAGUUUUCCUCGUCAUCUGCAACGAUUGUAAGCGAAAAGCUAUCAGUUUGGUUGAUGAGCGAAAUCUGCCAAUUCAAGGCGUUUCACGCACAUUUCCGAUACGUUCGGAGGAUGAUUGACCUUCUCGGAGCAGCUGAUUUGACUGAUGGGGGAUCAUUGAAUUUUAGCAAAGGCAAAAAAAAAAAAAAGUUAAAACGUCCAGUCAGAAAAUGUGAAUUAUGUUAUUACAUUGCUUAUUUACAGCUCUGCGCUGCUUUGUACACUUUUUUUUCAGUAUGUUUUGUUGUAUAGGCUGUUACAUAACAAAUCAUAUCUUCCUGGUUUAUAAUAAAAAAUAAAGUGACAUUAUAAAAC
Molecule: messenger RNA, 6689 nt
Organism: Oryzias latipes (Japanese medaka)
Lineage: Eukaryota; Metazoa; Chordata; Actinopteri; Beloniformes; Adrianichthyidae
Gene: neurl4
Product: neuralized E3 ubiquitin protein ligase 4
Molecular function (GO): ubiquitin protein ligase activity
Source: RefSeq, a predicted model, not a curated record